GUGCCAAGGGGCGGAUUGUCUUCUUGGCAAUUGACGGGUCGCCGUGUGGCCGGUGUCGUCUUCCGUCUUGUAGCAUCCUUCUCAUGUGCUGCCCUCUCAAUGGGGCAGACUAUCGAACAUCGAUGCAACGGCCAAGAAGCACAAGAGAUCUCCCCGGUAUUGGCGUUGAUGGAUGCCGCGGCGGCUAAAGUCUCCAAGCCCGCCAAGUGGCCAUGGGCAAUCAGCCACGUUCCCGCCGUGUAA
Messenger RNA from Colletotrichum orchidophilum, 243 nucleotides. RefSeq lists its product as uncharacterized. NCBI's taxonomy places the organism in Eukaryota, Fungi, Ascomycota, Sordariomycetes, Glomerellales, Glomerellaceae. The record is from RefSeq and is a predicted model, not a curated record. The annotation marks the transcript as partial. The transcript has a single exon.